AUGCGUUGGAGUUGGAUUCAUAUCGAUGAUCUUGCCGAAGAUUAUGUCGCUGUAGGACGAGCUCCGUGCAAUAUUGUCGAUGGGCAACUUUACAAUCUUGCUGCUCCAAACGAUAAUCCAACGUAUGAAGCAUUGCGCAUUGCAAUGGCUAAAGGGCAAGGUCGAAAAGAAAAGUUUCAAUACAAAGAAGCGGACGAUGGCGUACCAUCACGAUGGGAUACAGAUUCGAUUAUCAAUCCAGCCAAAGCUAUGAAUGAAUUAGGCUGGUGGCCAAGACACGUAGGUUUUGUCGAAGAAAUUGAGACCUGUUAUAAGGCAUGGGUAGCUCACAAAGCAACUCAAGAAGAAACGAAGUAG
Rotaria sp. Silwood1 is the source of this 357-nucleotide messenger RNA. The record is from the annotation of a GenBank genome assembly. NCBI's taxonomy places the organism in Eukaryota, Metazoa, Rotifera, Eurotatoria, Philodinida, Philodinidae.